AAGAAAGACCGCGGGAGUUUUUAAAGAUGGAGACUGCAUCGGCUGCCGAGAGGAAGGCUAAUGGAUUUUGCAGAUAUUACAUACGUGGAGAAUGCAGGGAGGGUGAUAACUGCAGGUUUUCACAUGACAGCAAAGAUGUCCCUGUUUGCCACUAUUACCAGGAAGGACGCUGCUUAUUUGGAAAAAAUUGUUGGUACAAUCACCCUGAUGAGCAACUUUUCAUGCCUGCUGUUUAUCCAGCCAUAGCUGUUAUUGAAAUGGGUGCCGUUGAAGCAGGAGGCAACCUUAACCUGCUGUUAGCUGCUGCUGUCGCCGGGGUACAAACAGACGAUGAUGACAGCAGCAGUGAUGGUGACCAUGGGCGUGACCCUUUGACAUUAGACGGUGCUAUGGAGCUGUGGAACAGACUUAGAAGAAGACAAGCUCGUGAGCAAUCAAAUGAAGCCGAGCAAAUAGAAGAAGACAGCGAUGCAUCAAGUAACGACUCCAACGCGUCUAUCUGCUUAGAGAAACACAUCCACGAGUUCUUUCACGAAAUCCGAAACCACGACUUGAGUUUAUGGGACAUUGAAACGGUGUAUAAGCUCAUCUCUAAUCUAGCUGAACUGUCUAUCAAAGAAUUUGAUGAGUAUAACAUCGCAUUGAGCUUAAUCUUGGGAGAAACUGUCCGUCAUUGGCGCCCGUCUGCCAGUAAUACUGCAGAAUUGUUCUUAAAGAUAUGUGAGAAGGACGGCGCAGAUCUUUCCAGUUUAAUUCUUACGCUGUGUAACGCGCCAGUUAGAGUCAAAUUUCUGGAGACCCACAUAGCAUGUAUUUUGACGGUCGCGCAAAGGACUUUCACCAAGGAGUGGUCCGCAGAGGCGGUCGGGAAACUUCUUCAAGUUAUCGAAGACAAUGGGUUUAAUAUUGAUGCUACAGAGGUUUUUCAUCGCAUGGGAAAAGAACUAGGGGACCCUGAGUCAUUAGGGAAGCUCGUUCGGGAAUAUCUCCUGGCAACAGGCGAUAAAGAUUCUUUCAAUUGUAGGUGUAAGACGGCUGAAUGUGAAUGUACAGUUACAGUGGACGAAGGACUUGCUUACAUCGUUUUCGCAGGACUGGAAAGGAAGAUGAAUUGGGACGACGAAAAGAAAUUAGCGUUCUUCAGGAGUGCCACAGAUACGUUAUGGGCGCCUGAUGUUUUGAACGAAUUAGGUGAACUUUUCAGUAUAAAGGAUCCCAUGAACGUUUGCCAACCUCGAGUAGACAAACGCCUCAACUGGAAUGCGAAGGAGUUUGUGAAGGCUGAAGAGCGCGCUGCUACAGAGAGACCGUACACGAAACCAAACAACCCAAGAAAAUAUCAGUGCAAAGGAUCAAGAUGCUCCAACCAGCCCAAGAAAGGCUGCGAAUUUGAAAUGUGUGGACGGUGUUGUAAAAAGAUCGCCGAGCCAUGUUCUGUCCACGACGAUGCGUUUAGUGUAUUUGAGCCCCCAGUUUUUGAACGGAAUUUAAGCUUCUACAUGAUUGAACCCAAAGUUUUCUUCAGUUCUAGGGAUGACCUGGAUGAUAUCAGCGGUAUUCCUACACCAUUCCGAAGUAUUACAUUUGGUUCAGAGUUUUCUGUGCGGGAUGAUGACGUCAUAAAAGCCGUGGACCUCUGCAAGGACAAUUUAGUGGUACUAGAGCUUGGAUCCUCAGACACAGGGACUGGCGUAUGGUUGUCAGAUGUGGCCGUGCACCACAUUGCCAGCAACUGUCCCAAUCUACGCAAACUCCGUUUGGAGUCCGUCACCGGUGCUACCGAUGCCGCGGUCAUUGACGUCAUGUAUAGGUGCCCGCUAAUGGAAGAACUAGAAGUCAGUGGUCAUGACCGCAGUUCGGGUUCCCUGACGGAUGAAUGUAUCAAGCGUUUGUUUGACAUGAGUGUGUUGCCAAACUUGAAGGGAUUGAUCAUCACUGAUCAAAUGCGCGUGCGCCAUGAUGUGGUGUAUCGACUGCGCAGGCGUCGACCCAAGCUGAAAAUCAUCGCUGGCGAUACUGACAGCGACAGCAUGGCGCAUUCUAUGGUGCUUGGAAUGAUGGGGAUGUGUUAUGGGGACGGGCUAUAUUAACAGCAGCGAUGAUAUUCGUUUCCUCAGGGCGGGGGUGUUGAUGCAAUAGCUGCGUCCACGGAUGAACAGAACGAGAUUUCCUAGUAAAUCAAGUUUUUGUCAAGGUCUUGAAUCAGAGAUCCGAAAAAGUGAAAGUUAUCUCCAAAUGCUUUGUUUGAGUUGAAAAGCCCUGGCUUAAUGCAAGCCAAUGAGAUGCAUCAUUGUGUGACGUUUUUUUUUAGUGUAAUCAGUGUUGUUUACCAUGAGUUAUGAUUUUGAGAAUUAUGUUGUUGGAGUGACAAAAUGAUAUUAGUAAUUGAAUGGAAAGAAAACUUCAGAAUUAGUGUUUAUCAUACUGAACCUGUAAAUUAUGAUUAACAAAUACUGGAUAGGUAGUAAGAGUUCAAAUAAUUAUAAAUUUAUUAUUUAAUUAGUAUAUUUGAUAUUAUAUUAGAGUGGUUUAGAUUAAUACUAGGGCUCAAUUUAAGUACAAUAAGUGUGAUUUUGUCAUGGAGAACUUGAAAGGACAUCCACGUUAGGAAUUUUCUCUCCAAAGUAUUUCAAUAGUGUUAUAUGUUUGUGUUCUGGCUGGCCCAGACAAUAAAAUGACCGCUGUAAUCCUUUACUCAUCAGUAUGUAUAUUCUCCAUACUGUUCUCUAUACACUCCUAAGGUCUUGGCAAGGAG
This is a messenger RNA of Pocillopora damicornis (cauliflower coral), 2755 nucleotides long. RefSeq lists its product as uncharacterized. Lineage: Eukaryota; Metazoa; Cnidaria; Anthozoa; Scleractinia; Pocilloporidae. Gene Ontology annotation, biological process: protein polyubiquitination. Gene Ontology annotation, molecular function: metal ion binding; ubiquitin protein ligase activity. The record is from RefSeq and is a predicted model, not a curated record.